This is a messenger RNA of Pogoniulus pusillus (Red-fronted tinkerbird), 4810 nucleotides long. RefSeq names its product two pore segment channel 2 (gene TPCN2). NCBI's taxonomy places the organism in Eukaryota, Metazoa, Chordata, Aves, Piciformes, Lybiidae. Bases 60 to 2306 code for a protein of 748 amino acids. The transcript has 25 exons. The record is from RefSeq and is a predicted model, not a curated record. Gene Ontology annotation, biological process: calcium-mediated signaling; transmembrane transport; monoatomic ion transport. Gene Ontology annotation, molecular function: intracellularly phosphatidylinositol-3,5-bisphosphate-gated monatomic cation channel activity; voltage-gated channel activity; ligand-gated sodium channel activity. Gene Ontology annotation, cellular component: lysosomal membrane.
CCGCCCCGCCCCAGUCCCGUCCCGAGGGUGGCGCGCGGGCAGCGCGGUGGUCGCUGCCGAUGGAGGUGGGAGCCGGCGCUGAGGCGGAGCCGCUGUUGCCCCCACGGAGCUGGCGAGCGGGACGGAGGCUCUGGCGGGCCGGUGCCCGUUCCGUCGCUGAGGAUGGUACUGGGAGUGAUAACGACCUUUAUAUAAACCAAGCCAUAGUAUUUAUUGAAGAUGCGAUACAGUAUCGAUCCAUAAAUCAUCGUGUGGACGCCAGGUCGCUGGGGCUUUACCGCUGGUACUACUCAAGAACUUGCCAGUGGAUCUUGAGUUUAACCAUUACUGUAAUCCUGGCACUGGCUUUCAUCGAGAAGCCUUCUUCACUUACCCUCACCUCAGACGUCCGUUACCGCCUCCCAGCCUGGAACCCUCCCUGCGGGCUGACCGAGAGCAUCGAGCUGCUUUGCUUGCUGGUGUUCGUGGUCGAUGUGUCCGUCAAGAGUUACUUAAUUGGCUGGGAAGAGUUCUGGAAAAAUAAGUGGCUAAUGGCUUAUAUACUGACAUUAAUUAUCUCCCUGACUGAUUGGACUGUAUCACUGAGUUUUUUCUGCAUGGAGAACAUGAGAAUAAGAAGAAUUCUUCGUCCUUUCUUUCUCCUUCAGAAUUCUUCUAUGAUGAAGAAGACUUUAAAAAGUAUCAACAGCACACUGCCAGAAAUGGCAAGUGUUGUUCUGCUGCUAGCUGUUCAUCUGUCUCUCUUCACCAUGUUUGCUAUGCUGCUGUUUGCUCGGACAAAGGAUGGGCAGCAGGACAAGGAGUGGAUGAGGUAUUUCCGGAACUUGCCAGAUUCGCUGACGUCACUGCUGGUCCUGCUAACCACAGCAAAUAACCCUGAUGUGAUGAUUCCUGCGUAUUCUAAGAACCGAGCCUAUUCCAUCUUCUUCAUCCUCUUCACUGUGUUAGGCAACUUGUUUCUGAUGAACUUGCUUACAGCAAUCAUCUACAACCAGUUCCGAGGGUACCUGCUGAAGUCGGUUCAGUCCUCGCUGUUCAGGAGGCGGCUGGGAAUCCGGGCUGCGUUCGAGGUGCUUUCCUCCCUGAAAGAGGCUCCUGCUAAUGCACAACAGUCAUAUGUCAGUGCUGGGGCCUUAAAACAAGUGCUGCAGAAAGCUGAGAUGGAUUCUCGCUGCAAACAAGCCAUCCUGAGGUCACUUGAAAUGUGCUCCUGUGACCAGCUGUCAGCUACCCAGUUUCAGAAGCUCUUUGAAGAACUAGACAAAGAUGCCAUUAAGCAACAUCCUCCCAGUCCAGGCUACCAGUCCCGUUUGAUGCAGAAAAUGCAGUUUGCCUUUGGCCAUCCCUACUUUGGCUACUUGGGGAAUGUUGUAGCCCUUGCAAACAUUAUUUCUAUCUGUGUGGUUUUGGUGCUAGAUGCAGACAAGCAGCCUUCUGAAAGAGAUGAUUUCUUCCUGGGGGCUAUCAACUGCUUCUUCAUCCUCUACUAUCUGCUGGAAAUGUUGCUGAAGAUCUUAGCGAUGGGCUUGAAAAGAUACUUGUCAUACCCCAGCAACAGGUUCGAUGGGCUUCUGACUGUCAUUUUGCUGGUUUUGGAGAUUGCAACUUUUGCUGUGUAUGGAUUUCCUCAUCCUGGUUGGAGGCCUGAGCUGAUGGGCUUGCUGUCCCUCUGGGAUAUGGUGCGGCUGGUGAACAUGUUCAUUGUCUUCAGGUUCCUGCGGAUUAUCCCUAAUAUGAAGUUCAUGGCUUUGGUUGUUACUACACUGCUGGAUUUGGUAAAAAACUUGAGAGCCUUUGCAGGGAUCCUUGUGGUGGUUUUCUAUGCGUUUGCCAUCACUGGCAUCAUGCUGUUUCAAGGAGUCGUUGUUCCCUUGGGAAACACCAGCGCUAUCAAUGCAACCUACGACAACGGCACGCUGCAGUGCGGCACCUACGAGCAGCUGGAGUAUUGGCCCAACAACUUCGAUGACUUCACUGCAGCAGUGGUGACUCUGUGGGAUGUGAUGGUGGUGAACAACUGGCAAGUCUUUCUGGAAGCGUUUUCAAGAUACUCCACUCCGUGGGCAAAGAUCUAUUUUGUAGCCUGGUGGUUGAUCUCCUCUGUCAUCUGGGUUAAUCUCUUCGUAGCUUUACUUCUAGAGAACUUCAUUCACAAGUGGGACCGGCGCUGCCAUCGAGCAUCUCUCUCAGAUGUUGAGUACCAGAGGACUGUUGAGCUGAUGUUCAGAGAUGUUUUGGAGGAGCCUACAGAGGAAGAGUUGAUGGAAAAGCUGCACCAGCACCCACACCUGCACUUGUGUAGGUGACUGGUGGGGAAGGACUGACUUGUUUAGACCUCUGUUUUCUUGAGGUUGUCAGCUGGGAGAAGCUGGAUGGAUUUUCUGUGCGGUGCUCUUAGGAGAAAGCAGGACAGUCUGCAAGGUUUUGCCUGGCCAUUCUCUGCAGAAAGUUGGGUUUUAUUUUGGGGUCAUAUCUUUUUGGUUUUUUGUGCUUGAAAAGAAAGAUUUGAAUCCUGCUAAUUGGACUUGGUUUUAAGUUGCGAUUUUAGAGGGAUAGUGGAGCUGUUAUUUUUAUAAACUUAAUACCAGAAUGUGCUCUUUUCCUUCUUGUUUUUAAAGACAGGGAAGUAUGUUUAAAAUGACUGCACUUUAAAACAUGAACUUUCUGAUCACUGAGCCUGCUACUGUUUUCAGCACGAGAAACUGGAACUGCCUUUUCUGGUGGGUGGUGUAGCCGGGGCUGUGCCCUGCAGCUGAUGGAUGAGUUAGGCAGGACCAGAACAAAGUCUUUAAUCUUUUUGUAGGGAGAGUUGAAGCACUAUUUUUAUUGCAGCCUGACACCAGCAGAUCUUACCAAAUUUUCAGGAGUUAAAUCAUGUCAGAACACAAUCAAUUUCCACCCAACAGGGCCUGCCUGCUUCACACAUCCUCUCUUCUUGUUUGUUUUUGGUGUAGGGGGCACGCUGGUUGCAUGCAGGUAACUUGGAGAGCAGUUCUAACUUUGAGUGGUGCAGCUGCACUCAUGGUUUUCAGUGUGGUAAAACUGAGCUCUCCUUCAGAGUAAAUAUUCUCAUGUUGCUUUUUAGUGAACCUUUUCCUUUUACUUCCUUCCAAGGCCUGUUCUACUCUGUAUCUUAUUUGAUAGAAAAGCUGAGGAGAAUGAACUUUGGCUGGCACUGUAAUCAGUGUCAGUCUCUCACUUAAAGGGAGAGGGAGGGUCAAACAAGUUGAAAUGGGCUAACCAAAGCACUUACCAGUUCACAUUUUCGGUCAAGUCUGUGGGAUUUGAAAGUGCUCAACCAGGAUUGCAAGACCACAUUCUUUUAUGGCUUAAUGACCACAUGCUGUAUACCACUAACUUUCACCUGGGUCAUACUUCUUGGGUAAAUGAUGGUGUCUGUAGAGAGUUAACAAUGAGCCACGUCCCCAAGAUUUUUGCUGUCCCUUAGUGUCUCUCUAAAAAAAGCUUUUGUGUGAAGCUUUGUCUCCUAAAUCACUAUGAAGAACAGAAUUGAUCCCAACUACUAUUUUUAUAUGUCAAACUGAAAUUCCCCCUUGGGGUGCUGCCUCGCACUCAGACACUGUCACCAAUCAGUGCUCGGCUCUGCCUUGUCACAGACCUGGGGAAAGUAACUGGCUGUAAACCACUGCUACUGUUCAUAACUCAUCUGAUUCCUUUUUCCAAACAACAAAAUAUUUUGUGGCAGUGCCAAGCAGUCAUCUUCUAUACUUUUCCUCCUCUUUUCCCCUCAUUUGUCUUUUCUUUCUUUCCUGCAGAGGGGAGAGGGAAAUGUCUGGGCUGAUGGCACAUUUGAGCUCCAAAGCUAUUUCUGCCUUCUCAUCUCACUGUCUGGAAGCUGUGUAGUGCUUCUUGUCUGUUUCUUUGGUUUAUGCUUAUUUCCCUUGUACUGCAGAACAAAAUAAACCUUGUAGCUUGCCUGUGUGGCAGACCUAAUCUGAACUGAGCUCUGAGCUACUGCUGCAGUCUUCCUCUGCUUCUCUGAACUUGCCUUUUAAGCCAGGCUCUUGUGUGCGUUCAGUCUCUUGUUUCUGUUGCAGAGUGGUCCACCCAGUAGCUCCCUGGCGCUGGUCUGGGUGGCAUUUCCACGCUUGUUUUCAGUCAUGCACUUAGAACACACAUCAUGGCAGGUAGGUACAGGCAUCAGCAGUGUUGCUGGAUGUGAGGUGUUGUUCGGUACGGUUUGAUGUCAGGGUAGUUUCUGCUCCCCUAGCACAAUGCAGUCACUGUCGCUGACUUGUUGGCACUUACUGACAGAGGUUAAAUAGUCCUGUUUUCUGACAGAGGUUAAGUAGUCCUAUUUUACCUUUCUUGCUGGAGAGCAAGAUUUUAUUUUCCACUGUUCUGAAUACUUGAAGUAGCCUUGCCUUGCCAAAAAGGAAGUGGCUGGCUCUGAAGAGCCUGCAGGUUUAAUGUCUUCUUGUUGUUGCCUUUAAGGUUGUUUGGGUUUUUGCCAUUGUAUUCCACUACCUUCUACCAAAGGAACACAAAUGGGUGUGGGAUUAUCGCCAACACCACAAACAUCUCCAUUAUGUAGGCUCUGCAUCAGGCCAAAGGUGAAGAAGGCUUUCUGAAGGGAAUAGUCUUGUUCUUGCUUCACCUUUAUGUAACUGAAAGCCUAACUAGAAUUGAACAUGAACUUGUGGUUCCUGAUGUCACUUGUACUGGAAGAUGUACACGACCACGAGUCUUAUGCAAUAAUUGUACAAACCAUGGAAAUGAAUGUGUGGAACUGGGUAACAUUGGAAGUUUGCAUUAUUAAAGAAAGGUCCUUUGUAAAAUAUGAAAAGAA